GUGUUAAGUGAUUACGUUUGUGUUGAUGUAUGGUAAUAUUUGUAAAAUGCCAUCUUGUACAGUGAAGUUUUGUAAAAAUCAUAACAAAAACAGAAGAAACAGCAAUGUGCAUUAUCAUAGAUUCCCACAAGAUUCUGUGUUACGUGAAAUAUGGAGAAAAGCUUGUGGAGUUGAAGAACUUAAACUAGAAAAUGCUCGUAUUUGCUCAGAUCACUUUAAUAAUAGUUGCUAUGAAGAAAAAUCUCCUAAUAGAAGUAAUCAUUCUAGAGUUCGUCAUUUUCCCAAACUAAAAAAGACUGCUGUUCCAAUGAAAAAUAUGCAACAGAAUGAAAUAGUUUUUCAAAGUCAAAACCAACAAAAUGUCUUAAGACGGGGUAGAAAAAGGAAAUCGUUGAUGGCCACCAAGCAAGAUGAGGUGAUAGUUCAUAAAAAAGCAAAUUUUGAUGGAAAUGAAGGUUCAAAAUCAAAUAUUGAUGGGGAUCUUUGGAAUAAAAAUUAUGGAGAAACUACUGAAUAUGAUGAACCUCUUCCACUCCAAAGUAGUUCAACAUAUCAGCUGGAACCAGCUGAAUGUUUACAUGUACCAGAGGAAUCGAAUAUACUAUUUACUAGCAUUGAAGAUCAAAGCCAACUAAAUUCAUCAUAUCACCUAGAUAAUAGUUUAGCAACAGAAAACUUAUAUUUGAAGAUUGAAAAUGGUAAAUUGAAGUCAAAAUCUAAUCAUUAUGAAAGUAUUAUGGAAAAUUUAAAAAAUGAAAAUCAGAAUUUAAAAAAUGAGACUAAGUCUUUAAAAAAUGAUGUGAUAAAGCUGUCUAAAAAACUUCACCUGCAAAAAAAAGAAAAUCAAAAGAAAGUGAAAGAAAAAGUGUAUGACUUGUUAAGACCAGUUUUUACAAUUGGACAGAUACACAAACUCAUGAGUCCCAACAAGAAAAGAAUCAAAUGGAGCGAAGAAGACAUAGCAUUUGCUAUUGCACUUAGGAGCGUAUCACCAGAAGGUUACAGUUACAUAGUAGUAACGCAAGUAACAGAUAUUGGAUCAACAAAUACUUCUGUUUGGAGUUCACUUAACAUAGGCACAGGCGAAAAUGAAAAUUGUUUUUUCCUACACCCACAAGAUCCAAAUCUCAAAGUUUUCGUCUUUGCUGACACACCGCAUUUAAUUAAAUUAAUACGAAACAACUUUAUUGAUUCUGGAUUUAAUUUGAAUGGAGUACAAUUAAAUAAAGACUGCGUUGAAGAAAUUUCAUUAUUAAAUGAACAAGAAAGCAAAGACUCAGCACGAGAUCUAAGAAUUCCACACAAGCUUACACGGAAACAUUUAGAUUGCUCUAGUUCGGAACGCCAAAAAGCUUCGUUGGCCAAUCAACUUUUCUCACACACAACUGCUCAGGCUAUACAAUUUUUUGGACAAAAUAAUUUUUCAUACAGCGAUAAUUGGGAGGAAUGUUCAGAAUUUUUCGAUGCUAUGAAUGAUUGGUUUGACUUAUUUAAUAGUAAAUUCAAGAAUAAUAAAACCAUUGCAAAAAGUGCUUAUGUUGUAAAUAUAGACCAACAAAAUGAAGUAUUAUCAAAGAUGAUGAAUUAUAUGAAAAGUAUUCGAGUUGGAAACCAUAGAACUUUAUUACCGUUCCAGAAAGGAAUUAUUUUAAAUAAUACUUCAUUACCGCAAUUAUUGUCGUAUUUGAAAGGAAAAUACAGUACAGAAGAAUUUGAAAUUCAAUACAUUCUAACAGCACGUCUAAAUCAAGACUAUAGAUUACAAUGGUACAUAUUAGGUAGACAUAGCUGUGAUUUAUUUGUUGAAAAUUGCAACACUGAAGGUGACAAUGAUGUUGACUUGGUCGAUGCAUCUCAAUGCGAUGAAAAUUCAAGCUCUGAAACUAGGAAACAGAUGGUGCACAAAGCACUUUUAUUAUUUAGAGAUGAAGAAAUGAACGAUUCUACUGACGACGAUGAAAGUGAUUGA
Molecule: messenger RNA, 1969 nt
Organism: Diorhabda sublineata
Lineage: Eukaryota; Metazoa; Arthropoda; Insecta; Coleoptera; Chrysomelidae
Exons: 7
Coding region: 26-1969 (647 amino acids)
Molecular function (GO): sequence-specific DNA binding
Source: RefSeq, a predicted model, not a curated record